AUGAAGGGUCAUCCUCACUUGUUGUUUGUUUUAGCCUUGUGCUUGGCUAUAUUGUGUUGCUCUUGUUCUACUCUUCUGCAGGCACAAUCCGUCAGCGUCCGUGUUUUGAACAAGGCUAUCUAUGACAUGCUCAACGACAAGACCACAUCUCGUGGAUUUACUUCCAUCCAUCAAUCAUAUUUUGGAGAUUCCGUGAUGCACGCACCUGUUGAUAAAUGUACAACAUUUACUACUUGGCCAGCAGCUUCAGAAGCUGGUAGCGAUCCUACUUUUGCAAAUAUUUUGAGUAGAAAAUAUAUUGUUUUUGGAACGAAUAGCGUGAACAACAAUCCAAAGAGAUACAAUUAUGUCGGAGUGGGGUCAAAUUAUGGAUCUUGUACAGGAUUUGAAGCUGAUAUUGCAUCAUCUAUUGCUUAUAGAAUUGGUAUGCAAUAUACCAACAGCCCUUUCAAUGCCUAUUUCGUGAACAAUACCAAAUGGUUCAACACUUUUACUGACAACAUUAUUUAUGAUUUGCAAAUUUCUAAAUUUGACUUUAUUUUGAGUGGUAUGGGAACCAAUGCAACAUGGAAUACAACUCAAGGAUUCGUAGCUAGAUCUUCUCUUGUGGAUUUUACAUGUCCUUAUCAAAAUGAUGGAAAUGGUGUUGUAAAAGGAAAUCUUGCAACCACUGUUACAUUUAACUCUCUCAGCGAUUUGGAUCAGCCAGAAAUUACAUUGUGUGUUCAACAGGGUACUUCUAUGGAAACUGUGGCAAGACAAUUACUAAAGAAAACUAACAUUACUACUUUUGUUGAUGGAAUGUUACCUUACACACUCACUAGGGACGCUGUUACUUGCCAUGCCUACGUAGCUCCUUUAAUCAAUGGCCUAUUCCAAGCAAAAACAGAUGCUCCAAAGCUCACGUAUUUAGGUUUGAUUGGUCAAUCAUCAGACGUAUCAAUUGCAGUCAGAAAGAGCGCUGUUUCCUCGCCAAAGCGAAGCUCUGCAUCUUCGGUAGACUUCUGUUUGAUGCUUAUUCUUUGUGCCAUCUUUAGUGUGCUCGCAAUUGUUAUCUAA
Molecule: messenger RNA, 1059 nt
Organism: Naegleria lovaniensis
Lineage: Eukaryota; Heterolobosea; Eutetramitea; Acrasida; Naegleriidae
Exons: 4
Coding region: 1-1059 (352 amino acids)
Source: RefSeq, a predicted model, not a curated record